CAUCCCUCCUUCCUCCCUUGUGCAUGCGCCUCCUUGUUUCCUCUCGCACCCACCCCCACACCCCCUCGUCUGUCUGUCCAAUCCUGCACAACGUUUCACAACAUAGAUAACUUAUCUCUCUUUGCAUCUCUCCACAUUCCAUCUGUGCCCAAACCCAAAACAAAAAAUGUCACAUCUCGACAACCGCUUGGACGGCCUCCUCGAAUUGCGCAAGGCAAAGGGCCGCUUCCGAAAGCUUAGAGAAUACGACACGAGUCGCGGCUCUGGCCUCACAGACUUUUCAUCCAAUGACUACCUCUCGUUGACGACCAGCGAAGAGCUCCGCGCCGACUAUCUGAAACGCUUGAACGACACCGACGUUAUUCUCGGCUCGACAGGCUCACGUCUGCUCAGUGGCUGCACGCCGGCUCACUCGCACCUCGAGAACCGGCUGUGUGAGCACUUCGGAGCGCCGGCGGCGCUGCUGUUCAACUCGGGAUGGGACGCAAACGUCUCCUUCUUCGGCUUUGUGCCCCAGCCCGGUGAUUGGGUCGUGUUCGACGAGCUCGUUCACGCGAGCGUGCACUCGGGCAUGCGGGGGUCGAGGGUGCCCACAUCGCGGCGGCUACAGUUUGCCCACAACGACCCGGAAUCCCUCGCAGCCGUGUUGCGCAAGAUUGCGGCCCAGCCGAGCUCGUCGGCCGCCCCGCCUACCAUCUUCCUCGCACUGGAAGCGCUGUACUCGAUGGACGGGGACUUUGCACCCAUUCCCACCCUCCUCGACGUCUUUGAUCAACAUGUCUCCCGCGAACAGCAGUGUGUCAUUGUCGACGAAGCACACACGACCGGCGUGUACGGCAGCCAGGGCCGGGGCAUCGUCCACCAGCUCAAGGAGGGCGCUGGGCGGGACGAUGGGCGGGUCACUGUCCGUCUCAUGACCUUUGGCAAGGGUGUUGGGUGUUCCGGCUCCGUCCUCCUCGCCUCGGAGACGGUCAGGAGCUUCCUCAUCAACUUUGCCAGGCCGUUCAUCUUCUCGACGGCAUUGCCAGUGUCGACGGUACUUGCCCUCGAGUCGGCAUGGGACUUGUUGUCAAGUGACGCUGGGAAGAGGAAACGCGACGACCUCGCCUCCAUCGUUUCCUAUUUCCAGGAGCUACUCGCGCCGGUGCUCGAACGAACGCCACCAGAGCUACUCCGCCUUCCCGACCCAACACCCACGCCGUUCCCAGCAGCCCCAGCGGGACUAGGCUCGCAUCCGCACUCGCCUAUCCACGGCCUCCUCUCACCCACGCCCCACGCACUGUCUGCCUUCCUCCUCAACCGCGGUUUCAUCGUGCGACCCGUGGUGCCGCCUACCGUGCCGCCGGGUGGUGAGCGCGUCCGCGUCUGCCUCCGUGCCGGUCACUCGCGCGAGGAAAUCAAGGCGCUUGUCUCGGCUGUGGCCGAGUGGGUUGACUCUGGCGCUGCCGAGGCAGAGGCCGCAAAAGCUGGCCGGCCAUUGCGGGCCAGGCUGUAG
Molecule: messenger RNA, 1495 nt
Organism: Vanrija pseudolonga
Lineage: Eukaryota; Fungi; Basidiomycota; Tremellomycetes; Trichosporonales; Trichosporonaceae
Gene: bioF
Product: 8-amino-7-oxononanoate synthase
Exons: 3
Coding region: 167-1495 (442 amino acids)
Biological process (GO): biotin biosynthetic process
Molecular function (GO): pyridoxal phosphate binding
Source: RefSeq, a predicted model, not a curated record